Messenger RNA from Saccostrea cuccullata (small rock oyster), 1618 nucleotides. RefSeq lists its product as uncharacterized. The record is from RefSeq and is a predicted model, not a curated record. The coding region runs from base 1 to 1581 and encodes 526 amino acids. The transcript has 3 exons. Lineage: Eukaryota; Metazoa; Mollusca; Bivalvia; Ostreida; Ostreidae.
AUGCGCGUGGUUCUCUGCGUGGUACUAUUCGGGGUGUUUCUGCAAUUUUCGAGUGCUCAAAGGUUCCAUGGGUCGAGGCGGAUCAUUCGAAGGCUUGAUUUAGGCAGACCGUCUCUGGAUUUUGCAGUUGCAGGUGGUCCCGAAACAGUGCUGGGAAAUCGACCCUCGUCUUUUGACACGGCCCCUAUAGAAACUGCUAGAAAUGUUCGGGUUCGGAAUACACGACCUCGGCUUGGUUUGACAAUUCACUCUGGCAGGAAUUUUAAUGACAAUGGAAGGUCAGAAAGUGGCUUUAACUCUAGAGGUUUUCAAUUAAGAAGUUCUGCUGGAGAUUCCGUAGAUAGAAGAAGGUCCUCUUUCUCUAGCAUUAACAAUGUGCGCCAAGAAAUAUCAAGGUCAUCAACGGGUAUUAAUUCACGAAAUGUUCAAUCUGGCUUUCCGGAGCGGCAACCAGGAAGUGACGUCAGAAACCAACACACAGCGCAAGGGAAUCACGUAGUAAGAGAGAUGCAACUCUUAAACUCUCUACUGAGGGAACAGAGUUCGUCUUUAAAUUCUCGUGUUGAGUCUGGACGAGAUCGGUCUAGUCUGACCCGUGGGCUCUCUGACUUUGGUUCUUUAUCAAGUGAUGUUAACGCUAAUUUAAAUGAUCGUCACCUUUCCCUUACCCAAGAUUCUUCUCGUUUAUCAUCAAUGCAGAGUGGAUCCCAAUUUCAACCAAAAAUCGUGGUUCUCCGAAACCAAAACUCUGCUAAGCCAUUGAAUGUACAGAUCGGGAACACACGUGUCGAAGUACUCGGUGACCAGCGAGAUCCUAGCUCACAACAAAUGAUUCAGACACUUCGAGAUACCCUUGUUUCCCCAGGCAGUUCAGUUAAUAAUGUCCAAGUUAACUCGAACCCAAGCAGUUUUCCGAAUUCCAAUCAAAAUGUUCCAAAUAGUAAUUCCAUUCAAGAUCUUCUAAACCAACUCCAGACAGCUUCUGUUACAUCAGCACAACUCAAUGCAAAUCAGAAUGAUCCAAACACAAAAUUACUGCAGGACCUAAUCACUCAACUCCAGGUAUCCCCAAGUUCCUCAACGCAAUCUAACAAUAAUAACAAUCCUUUUGCUGCCACAGCCACGGGUCCUCAAGUGAUAAAUAAUGCUCAGAUUCCUUUGACAACCACAGCCGCACCGGUUCCCUUAGUAACCACUCCUUUGACUCCUUCAGAAGCUCUAAGACAGGUGCUAGGACCAGGCGUGUCCGAUGCUUUAGUUCAACAGAUAGCAAAGGAUAUACUUCCGACGGAACUCCAAAGACUUGACGCCAUUAUGACAGGACAAGGUCAAACAUCAAAUAAUAUCAAUCAAAAUUCAAACGUCGGAUUCUUAAAAAUAGGAAACCAGACACAUACAUUCGAUGUAGGAACUACCAAAAAGAUAAAAAUAACACAUGACAAAUAUGGACCAAGUGCGUCUGUGACGUCAGUAAAUCACGGAAGUGGAAGUGGAAUUAUCAAAAACACCAUGGUUACCGAAGAGCCAUUGGAAUAUGAUGAAAUUCUAUUACGAAAGGUGCUACAGAAAAUGAAUGGUUGAGAUAAGAAAGUAGUAUUAUCUUAUUUAUUAUUUUAUU